This is a messenger RNA of Danaus plexippus (monarch butterfly), 879 nucleotides long. RefSeq lists its product as uncharacterized. Bases 169 to 729 code for a protein of 186 amino acids. The transcript has 3 exons. NCBI's taxonomy places the organism in Eukaryota, Metazoa, Arthropoda, Insecta, Lepidoptera, Nymphalidae. The record is from RefSeq and is a predicted model, not a curated record.
AAAGCAUCGUAACGUUUCCAACUAGUCAAGUUAUAUACUCCCAACGCAGAGCGCGCUGCGUUCAUGAUCUCAAUAGGAUCGAAAUAUAAUUAAUACGAAAAUAAUUAAAGUCUGUAUUAUGCUAACAUUUUAAGUUUGAGUGAGUUGUUAUAUUAGUUUUUUUGUACAAUGGUUGGCUUUGGUUGUAUAUUUUUCCUUGUGUUUGGCGUUCUGUCGUGCUCAAAGAAUGUCCAAAAAUCUAAUGACGCAAUCGGAUUUCCAGAGAUAGAAGAAAAUCCACUGAUGGCGAAUAAACAAAAUCGCCAACCUGUAUACAUACCAUCGAUAUGCCCGGAAAAUGAACUUUUAUACCCUGGAGACCAGGCGGAUGACUGGAUCUUUGAUUGCCGUCCAGGUCACUUAUAUCAUCCAACAACGGAUAAGUGUUGGCCGGCCUAUAGGGAAGGUCCUUGUGGAAGUGGUCAAUACAUAGUUUUGCCUGACAAUUCAUCAGUACCAGUAUGCGUAAGAAACCCUUGUCUCGUCGAAGGUUUCGUUGUAUGGAACGGUAAAUGUGAAGUAUUAGGAAAUAGUUGCGGUGAGAAGUUUCCGAUAUCACUGCUUUCGAUAGACGCGGUCACGCUUAAAGUAGCCUGUGUUAGGCUAGAUGAAGUGGAGUCUAGAUUUUCAUUAAACGUUCAAAGUACCUGUCUUGCGGGUAGCAAAAGAAAUAUUAAAAGCAAGUGUUGAUAUUUCUGUUGUUAUUCAAAGUUGUAGUCGUUCAUUAGACUAGUAUGUACUUAAAUGUUAAGCGUACAUUUUAUGCAUAAUAUGCUUAUUUGUUUGACUUUACGAAUGACAUUGUAAAAGAAAGUAUUUGAAUUAAAAUAUUUAAUUAUA